Aspergillus niger is the source of this 1092-nucleotide messenger RNA. RefSeq lists its product as uncharacterized. The coding region runs from base 1 to 1092 and encodes 363 amino acids. Lineage: Eukaryota; Fungi; Ascomycota; Eurotiomycetes; Eurotiales; Aspergillaceae. The record is from RefSeq and is a predicted model, not a curated record. The transcript has 3 exons.
AUGGAUGCGUUCGAAUCCGUCUCCAUAGCAUACUUUGGGCGGUCCGUUCAGGAUAAGAAUCUCGAAGCAGCUGGCUUCCGCCUAUACCCCCGUGUGCUGCGGAGUUUGCAGCAGGCGUUGCAAGAUCCCCAGCGCAGCAAGGCUGAGUCGACUCUAGUGACGGUCACCCUCUUAAUGGCUUUUGAGAGUGUGGAACGAACUACACAAGUGUCGCUGAUUGCUCAUGUCCACGGUGCACUGCGACUGAUUGAGCAUCGAGGACCAGAGAAUCACAUACAUGGUGUGGAGCAUUUGCUGUAUACCGAGCUGCGUCCUUAUUGGGUCGCUGCGGCCAUUGUCAGUCGAACUCCCUCCGCCCUCGCAAGUGCAGACUGGAUCAACCUGCCUUGGUCAGCUAACCCUGACCGAAGAGACAUCCUGCAUUACUUGCUAGACCUGGCGGUUGAGAUUCCUGCUCUGCUUUGGCAAUUCGAUGACAUCGAGGCUACCCUCAAAUCGAACAUGUACAGUGCACAUGAGAUUAGCAUGAAGCAAGCCUCACUGUGGAGCGGUGUCGCUGACCUAACAAACCGCUUCCGCCAAUGGAAAGUUCAAUGGGUUGAUAACAACCCGGACGGGCCACCCCAAGAAGUGGAAGUCUCACCGGACGACCCAUUCCCUCGAUUCCAUUGCCGGGACUUUCGCACCGGAGGUAUAAUCACACCUCCAAUGUUUGUCUAUCGGGACCUCCGGCUCGCACAAACCAUGUGUCUUUAUUACUCUACGCGAUUAAUUCUCUCGUCCGCUGACACGCGACCAACGGAUCGCGUUGGACCUUUGGAACAAUACUCCUUGGGUUGUGGCAUCUGCCGCUCCUUGGAAUGGUACAUAGUCAAUGCCCCAGGAAACAUGAUUAACCGACUUGCGUUUCCGGUCAGGGUGGCCUGGGAGGUGUUCCCGGAUGGAGGACCGGAACGGCAGUUCAUGUACGAGGUGUUGAAACUGGUUGAGAAGCGACAUGCCCUAGGCCUGUGGGGGAGCAACAUGUCCGAGAUUUCUCCUCGGGCCGGACCCCCACGGAGUCAGUCCCCUGAGAUGGCUACAGGAGCAUGA